AUGACGUUAAUUGUGGUGUCAUUAUUCCUUCCUUACACCAUCAACUUCAAUCUCGAUGAGGGACAACGACCCAAGGUGGACGUGACCACGGAGCCGGUGGCGCCUUCGCGACCUCCAAUCAGUCGCUCCAACUCGGAUCUCAAGACUCUCCCGACGGUGCCCAAAAGUGGAGGCGUUUCCGCUCUCACUCUGGCCCUUGAACGAUUCCCUCAGGAGAAGCCCUCUCAACAAAACUCCGGCGGCUCCUCCCUUACCUCGUCCGUGACACAGACACCCAACCCGGCUCUCCCUUCCAUGUUCCAUAAGGCCGAGCCUACAGGUCCUGCUCCCGCCAUCGUCCACCCUGACGAAUUCUUCAAGCCCUCUCCGCAUGCGCAAGCCUCCGCUAUUGUGCAGCCUCCAUCAGCGGUGGCAGGGGCUCUACAAGUCUCGUCUGCUGGAUCACCCCAGCAGGCCGGAUUCUUGGAAAACGAACUUGCUCUGCAGAAAAUGAAGCACCCUACUGUUCCUCCGUCUGCUUCGGAACCGUCGUCCGUGUCUUCAGCCAACUCCAACCCAGCAGAGUAUCCUACGCUUCGGCCUCCCCGACCGCAAUACAACCAGCCUCAGUCCCGUGCCUCCUCACCACCCCCUAGAGUUGUCGACAAGCGUCGCCCCGUGUCUGGACAGACAGCCAUGCGGUUUAUUGACAGAUUCGGGCAGCAGAAACCCAGCGAUUCGUUUCAAUCCGCCAAGGACUGGACUGUGGAGAAGUCGCACAAGGGUAACGGAGGUCUCAGAAAUGCCGUCAACCGAUAUUGCGCUUCUACUAACCAUAAGAAGCUGUGGGUGGGAACCCUUGGCAUGCCUUCUGAUGAACUCGGAGACGUCUCCAAGGUGGAAAUCGAGCGCAAACUCACUCGAGAGUAUGAUUCAGUACCUGUGUUUGCUCCUGAUAACACCUUCGAAGCCCACUACACACACUACUGUAAGGGUAUCUUGUGGCCCACUCUCCAUUAUCAGACACCUGACUCAGACAAGUCAAAGGCAUACCAUGACCACUCUUGGGAACACUACAAGGCCCUUAACCAGAUGGUUGCCGACAAGGUGAUUGAGGUGUACAAGCGUGGAGACGUUAUCUGGAUUCAUGACUACCAUCUUCUGCUCGUUCCUGAGAUGGUUCGUCAGCAGCUGCCCAAUGCUCGAAUCGGAAUGUUCCUGCAUGUCACUUUUCCUUCCUCUGAGGUGUUCCGAUGCUUGGCUGCACGAAACGAAUUACUUACAGGUAUGCUUGGUGCAACUUGUAUUGGUUUUCAGACUGCUGAGUAUGGCCGACACUUCUUACAGACAUGCAAUCGUCUGCUUGUCGUGGAUGCUUCUGUCGACGGAGUAGAGAACAACGACGGCCGUUUUACUGCUGUAGUUGCUUGUCCUAUUGGUAUUGACCCUCCUUCUCUUCAGAAGCACUUUAUGGACCCUGAAGUCGACAAGUGGCGUCGACUGAUCCGUGCACGAUGGCCUGGGAAGCGAUUACUUGUUUCCAGAGAUAAGCUCGAUUCACUGCGUGGAAUCAAGCAGAAGCUGCUGGCUUAUGAACACUUUCUGAUCAACAACCGGGAGUUUUGCGAUAAUGUUGUCCUUGUACAGGUAUGUUUGUCUGGAAACGAGUCGGAUUCUCUCGAGGGAGAGCUGGUGCACAUCAUGGACCGAAUUAAUGCUCUUACCGAUGACCUGAGCAAUCAGCAGGUCAUCUUUUUGCAUCAGGAUAUCGAGUUCGAGCAGUAUUUGGCCAUGCUGGCCGAGGCUGAGGCAUAUGUUGCUCUUUCUCUGCGAGAAGGCAUGAACCUGACCUGUCAUGAGUUCAUCUUGUGUAGCAAGGACAACAGUGGUCAGCUGAUCUUGUCUGAGUUCACUGGUUCUGCCUCCGUUCUCGACAACGACGAUGUGCUUGUUGUCAAUCCCUGGAACAUGCGACAGGUCUCUGAUGCAUAUAAGACAGCUCUUACAAUGGACCGAGGGACUCGGGAGAAGCAUCGAGGACGUCUGGUCGAGUUUGUGGAAGGCCAUACUUGUCUGCAAUGGGCCACUACUUUCCUGCAACAUCUGGAAGAUGCCUGGGUGGAGCACCAAAAGUCCAAGCGACUGUUGCCCAGAUUGAACAUUGCGUAUGCCAAGGAAAGGUACGAUAUUGUUGCCAAGCAGCCUGGAAAGUAUCGGUUGUUCCUUCUCAACCUGGAAGGGCGAGAUUUUUCCUCUCCUCACACUUCCAAGCCUGCACUGUCCUCCUCAGCUGCUGUCUACUCGUCCACUCACAACAGGAUCCCCAUUCUCACUGAGCUGGUUUCGGACCCUUACAAUGUGGUGUACAUCAUCUCCUCUGAUGCCAGGCACGAUAUUGAGCGUCUGUUCCGCAACGUCCCCAACCUGGGUAUUAUUGCUGAGAACGGUGGCUACCUGCGCCCUUACAGAUCUGACCAGUGGAUCCGGAUGUGUGACGAGGAGGAUGUACAUAACUGGAAGGACUCUGUGCUAGAAGUCCUGGAGAGUAUCAAGGAGCGAUGUCCGGGAUCUUCUAUCAAGAGCGACGAGACCACCAUCACCUUCCAGUUUACUCCGCAGUACUCUGCUGAGCAGGAGCAGGACUUCUCGUUUGACUUUGCCGGAGAAUGUGUCUCACACAUCAACGACGCCUUCUCCACUCAGAACAUUACUGCCCGAUUCAACGACGACCGUAUCCUGGUUGAGAACCAGCAGCUCUCCCGUCUGGCGGCUGUGAAGCGCGCUGUGGCCAUUUUUGAAAAGACGUGCAAGAUUGGAGGAGACAUCGAGUCCAAGGGCAUCAACUCUGGCCACCUUACCGUUGCUCCUUCGUCUCCCACGCUCACAAGAACACGGUCAUACACCAUCAGUGCUCCUGGUCCCUCUUACGAUGCCACCAUUUCCUACGUGUUUGUGGCUGGUAACGACCAGAGCGACUACCCCGUGAUCGAGUGGGCCAACUCUCUCGGCGAUGUGGAGACAGUGCUUACUGUCGGCCUUCAUUCGGAGCACAGCCCUGCAGCUGUCAGUGUUGAGGGUCUCAACGGUCUGACUCUGGCUCUCCGAGAGCUUGCCGUGGGAGACCGCAGUGAUAUCAAGGGCGACCGAGAUACGCGAGAAAGAACGCCGUAG
Molecule: messenger RNA, 3150 nt
Organism: Yarrowia lipolytica CLIB122
Lineage: Eukaryota; Fungi; Ascomycota; Dipodascomycetes; Dipodascales
Biological process (GO): trehalose biosynthetic process
Cellular component (GO): alpha,alpha-trehalose-phosphate synthase complex (UDP-forming); cytosol
Molecular function (GO): trehalose-phosphatase activity
Source: RefSeq, a predicted model, not a curated record